This is a messenger RNA of Dufourea novaeangliae, 1881 nucleotides long. It is a transcript of the gene P5CDh1, whose product is annotated as delta-1-pyrroline-5-carboxylate dehydrogenase, mitochondrial. Gene Ontology annotation, molecular function: L-glutamate gamma-semialdehyde dehydrogenase (NAD+) activity. The record is from RefSeq and is a predicted model, not a curated record. NCBI's taxonomy places the organism in Eukaryota, Metazoa, Arthropoda, Insecta, Hymenoptera, Halictidae. The transcript has 7 exons. Gene Ontology annotation, cellular component: mitochondrial matrix. The coding region runs from base 98 to 1804 and encodes 568 amino acids.
UAAACACCUUGUUAGCUCUGCAAAGCUUUGACAACGAAGGAAAGAGGUGUUCAUGUAAAAAUUUACGAAGGACAGUGAAAAAAAAAACAGAAAAACAAUGUUGAGCCUUUGCCGUCAAGCGUUAAUAGCUAACACUCAAAAAGUUAGUACAAGGUGUCUGGGAACAAUUGUACCAGUAUCCAAUCCCCCUGAAUUCUCAUUGGAAAAUGAACCUAUUCUUAGUUACACGAAGGGUAGCCCUGAGAGGGCUGAAUUGGAAAAGGUCUUGGACAAAAUGGCUAACGAAUGCGAAGAAAUACCAUUAGUCAUUGGAAAUGAAGAAAUUAAAACUGAUUUAUGUAGAUACCAAGUUAUGCCACAUAAUCACAAAGCGAAAAUAGCUAAAUAUUAUUGGGCAACACAAGAUCUAGUCAAGAAGGCAAUAGACGUUGCUGUGAAAGCACAACGUGAAUGGGAAAAGUGCCCAAUCGAGAAACGUUUAGAGAUUUGGUUGAGGGCAGCUGAUCUCAUGGCAAAGAAAUACAGACAACAAUUGAAUGCUGCCACUAUGCUUGGCCAGAGUAAAACAGUUAUUCAAGCAGAGAUUGAUAGUGCGGCGGAAUUAAUUGAUUUCUUUAAAAUGCAUGCAUACUUUGCUAAAGAUUCUCUUAAGUACAAACCAAUUUCCCCGAAUUGUAAGGAAACUUUGAAUUCGAUGAGGUACCGUGGAAUGGACGGUUUUAUUGCAGCUGUAUCACCGUUCAACUUCACUGCCAUUGGUGGUAAUCUUAGCUACACACCUGCUCUAAUGGGAAAUGCAGUUCUCUGGAAACCAUCCGAUACAGCUUUACUCUCUAAUUGGUGGAUAUUCAAGAUAUGUAGAGAAGCUGGUGUACCACCCGGUGUAGUCAAUUUUGUACCAUGUGAAGGUCCUGUUUUUGGUGACACUAUAACUGCCUCGCCCUAUUUGUCUGGAAUUAAUUUCACUGGAUCAGUGCCAACGUUUAAUCGUUUAUGGAUGCAAGUCGGUCAGAAUUUGGGAAAGUAUAAAAAUUAUCCCAAAUUAAUAGGUGAAUGUGGCGGGAAAAAUUACCAUUUUGUACACCCAAGCGCUGAUUGGGAAUCAGUCGUUAACGGGUCCAUAAAGAGUGCUUUUGAAUUCAAUGGUCAAAAGUGUUCUGCUUGCAGUCGAAUGUACGUGCCAGAAUCUUUAUGGCCUAAGAUAAAAGAAGAACUUUUAUCUAUUCGUGACAAACUGAAAAUCGGUGAUGUCAGAGAUUUUACUAUGUUCACCGGAGCCGUCAUAGAUGCUACUGCAUUUAAGAGGAUUUCAGGUUAUAUUGAACACGCGAAGAAGUCAUCGAAUUUAGAAAUCAUUGGCGGUGGAAAAUACGACGAUUCGCGUGGCUAUUUCAUUGACCCCACAAUAGUGGUGACCAAGAAUCCAAAAGAUAAGAUUAUGACGGAGGAAAUAUUUGGCCCCGUGCUGACAAUCUACGUUUACAAAGACUCAGCUCUAGAUGAAACGAUGAAACUUGUAGAAUCAUCGACACCGUAUGCUUUAACCGGCUCGAUAUUUGCACAAGACGAACAUUGGGCGAGAAAGGCACUCGAAGAGUUCAAGUAUACAGCUGGUAAUUUUUAUGUUAAUGACAAAUCGACGGGAUCGGUUGUCGGCCAACAACCGUUUGGUGGUAGUCGAAUGUCUGGUACAAACGACAAAGCUGGCGGUCCUCACUAUGUUCUUCGCUGGGCAUCGCCGCAGUCGAUUAAAGAAACAUUCGUUCCAUUACGUGGACACGAUUAUCCGUACAUGAAAUCUUAGGUGUAAGUUAACAGAAUGUGUGUUAACAGUAAUGAAUUGGAUAUGUACAUACGUACUGUGCAGCAGUAUCCUCUAUC